CGGGCCAUACUUGCAACUGAACACAGAAAUGUGCGGAAAAAUAUAGAACACGGGAAAUCAAGAAAAAUACCAAAAGAAAAACACAUUCGAAACAAUUGAAUAUAAAGUAUUGAAACAAAAGUGAAACAAGUGAAAAAAUUGAAAAUAAAAUUGGAAAACAAAAGAAAAAAUUUAAAUUUUAAAUAUUAUUGGCCUAUUAAAAUAACAUAUCAUGGCCAGACAAGGCCUUUUUUAUUAAAAAUUAAAAACGAAGAAAGGAAAAUAUGGAAAAGUGCGUAAGAAUUGAAAUCAAAUAAAUAUUUCUUAGUUUGUAUACAAUAAAAGGAAUUUAAGAAAAAUUCAACGAAAAAUGUUCUCGAAAGAAUAUUUAGUGCAUAUCAAGUUUUAUACAGUUUUCAAAAGCAAAAGGAAAUCAAAAAUAUUUUUGUAAUAAAAUCAUUUUUAAGAAAAAAAACCAAAGAAAAUAUAAAAUUGUGUGUAUCUAAAGGAAACAAAUUUUAAAAAAGAAAAAGUAAAAUCAAUUAAAAGAAAUAAAAUUCCAAAUUCAUCCACCUGUAUCUGUAAAUCUAUGAGUGUGUGUUUUAUUUGUAAGAGUGUUUGAGUAAAAAUCUAUAGCUGUGUCUACUACACACAAGAGAUACACAAAGAAAAAGUGACGUCAUAUAUACACAUUUGCCAAAAUACAACAACUACAAUACUAACUAGGAAAGAAAAUAAAUAAAAAUAUAAAUUUUUAAUUUAAUUUGUUUAUAACAAUUUAUUUGUUUAGAAAAAAUUAACAAAAAAAACAAAUUCUAUACGAAAUCAUAAAUUUUCUAACGGCUUUUCAAAUGGAAAACAAAUAUCUAAAAUAUGCAUUUAAAUUUUUCAACAACCUUAAUCGUAUGAUUUAAAUUUAUAAAAAUAAAUAAAUAUUUUACUUAACUGCCUCUAACAACAAACAGAUCUUAGUGAAAUUUCAUAAAAAAGCACUUAAUAUUUUUAAACAAAUUAUUUAAAAAAAACCAAAAGAUUUGAAAUACAUACUUGUUGGAUUGCUCACUAGCAUCAUCAAUAUCAUCAUCAUUAUCAUCAUUAUCUUCAGCAGCAAUAGAAAAAUGUUCCUAUCUUCUCUAUUUAGCGUAAAACUAAACAAAAAAUUAUUUAAAAAUUUUUGUUGUGCUCUCAUCUCUCCUUAAAAUUUUAUAAAAAAAUUUUCAAAUUAAUUUGUAUGUGAAAGUAAAAGUAUUUGUAUUGGAUUUAUAAGUGUAUCGAAAAUCUUACGAAAAAAAGAUAAAUCAAUAAAAUUUUUCAUCAAUAUUUUGAUUGAACACUGCCAGCAGUUGGAGUUAAACGUACAUAGAAAUAUUUUUCCCGUUUUCAAGAUUAAAAUGAAAAUAUUAUGCAUCGAAUAGAAAUGAAAAUCUAAAGAUAAAUAAUGGUCAAUUUGAUGCCAAAUGACAGACAAGCAAAACAGCUGACAAAAUUUCUAUUGUGAAAAAAUCACCUCAAAGAAAACAAUAAGAACAACAACAACAAUAAAAAUAAGAAAAGAAAAAAACAAUAAUGUUUUAUUAACGAGAAAUCAAAAGAUAUUAAAAAAAUCAUAAAUUUACUUUUCAAAACAAUAACAACAACAUCCCAAGAAAUCAUAAACAAAACAACAUAAAUACAAAAACAAACAGUUGAUCCACCAUACAAACAAACAAAUAAACAAACUGUCAGACAGAGAGACAGAUAGACGGAUACAAGAAAUUCCAUUUCAUACACACACAUACAUACAGCUUUAAAUGAAAAAGAACUUGUGGAAUGAAUGAGCGUAAAUCAGUAAAGAAAAACAAAGUGUAAUUACAAAAUUACAAUUGAAUUGAGAGUGGAAAUUGUAAGCAAAAAAUAAAAAGGAAAAGCCAAUAACAAACAAUUAAAACGGCUGAGAGAUGAUGUUUACACGCGCCCAAGUGCGCAAACAAAAAUCAAAUGGUAGCAGUAGCUCGGGAGGCAGCAAUCAACGCCAAAAACCCACACGCAGCCAACAGCAAAAACAGCAGGAACAACAACAAUAUGCUUAUGAUAAUCGCUACAAACCAUCAAAUUACCCAGCAGGUAGCAGUAAUUCAUCGGUAGUGGCAAGCAGCAUUUGCAGCAGUAACAUCAACAGCGGCACCGUACGUAUACGUGAACGUGAUCGGGAUUGCAAUUCUAGCACUGCCGAUCGUAGCAGUGGUUAUUAUAGUGAUCACUAUAGUGGUAGUAAUGCUUCUCUCGUGCCCCAUCACAGUCGUUACUCCAGCUAUGAAUUGCCCCGCCAACAUUCAAAAGAAGAUUCAUAUUCACCGCAUCGUCCGUAUUUGGAGAGAAAUGCCACGUAUUUGGUUGAUCGCAGAACUAGACCGCGCAGCAUUACAAAUCGCCGUGGCGCGAUCAAGCAUCAAAAAACUCAUGAAAUCAAUGGUCAUCGUUUUGUGGCGAAAUUUUUUCGCCAACCCACAUUUUGUGCCUUUUGUAAUCUGUUCCUUUGGGGUUUUGGCAAACAGGGCUAUCAGUGUAUAACUUGCCAAACUGUUGUACAUAAAAAGUGCCAUGAAAAACUAUUGGGUAAAUGUUCGGGUUCCGUUUUUGAUUCAGCAAGUACUAUACUGCUGCGUGAAAGAUUUAAAAUCGAUAUGCCACAUCGUUUUAAGCCUCAUACAUUUAUGUCACCGACUUUCUGUGAUCAUUGUGGUUCAAUAAUGGGUGGAUUUUUUAUACAAGGACUGAAAUGUGAAGAGUGUGACGUUAAUUGUCACAAAAAAUGUGAACGUCUAACGGCCAAUCUGUGUGGCGUCAAUCAGAAAUUAAUUGUAGAAGCCCUCGCAAAUGUUAAAAGAGGUGCCCGUGAAACCCGUGAUUCUCCCAGUACACCUCCAAGUUCAAAUCCUGCUUAUAAAAUUGAAGCCGCUGAAGAACAAGAUGAAACUUCAUACACAUAUUCACAAUUCCAAAAAUCCGGACGUUUUACACCGCCAGCAACAAUAAUACCUAGAUUUAAGAAUUAUACAGUAGAUGAUUUUCAUUUCCUAGCUGUGCUAGGCAAGGGAAGUUUUGGCAAAGUACUUUUAGCUGAAUUACGUGAUACAACUUAUUAUUAUGCCGUUAAAUGUUUGAAAAAAGAUGUUGUACUCGAAGACGAUGAUGUCGAUUCAACACUAAUAGAACGUAAAGUUUUGGCCUUGGGUACAAAGCAUCCGUAUUUGUGUCACCUGUUCUGUACAUUUCAAACGGAGAGCCAUUUAUUCUUUGUUAUGGAAUAUCUCAAUGGCGGUGAUUUAAUGUUCCACAUACAAGAAAGCGGUCGUUUUACCGAAGAAAGAGCCCGAUUCUAUGGUGCGGAAAUUGUAUCGGGUCUGAAAUUUUUACAUAAAAAGGGCAUUAUAUACAGAGAUCUCAAAUUGGAUAAUGUUUUAUUAGACUAUGAGGGUCAUGUGCGUAUAGCUGAUUUUGGUAUGUGUAAAUUACAAAUCUAUUUGGAUAAAACAGCGGAUAGUUUUUGUGGUACACCCGAUUAUAUGGCGCCUGAAAUUAUUAAGGGCGAUAAAUAUAAUCAAAAUGUUGAUUGGUGGUCCUUUGGUGUUUUAUUAUAUGAAAUGCUUAUUGGUCAAUCACCCUUUAGUGGUUGUGAUGAAGAUGAACUAUUUUGGUCUAUAUGCAAUGAAUUGCCUUGGUUCCCAGUUUAUAUAUCGGCAGAGGCAACAAGUAUAUUAAAAGGGCUUUUGGAAAAAGAUUAUACGAAACGUAUUGGAUCUCAGUAUAGUCCUGCUGGCGAUAUUGUUGAGCAUAUAUUCUUUAGACCCAUUGACUGGAAUCUGUUAGAGAAACGGCAAAUUGAACCACCAUUUAGACCACAAGUGAAACAUCCAUUGGAUACACAAUAUUUUGAUCGUGUGUUCACCCGAGAACGUGUACGUUUAACACCCAUAGAUAAGGAUAUAUUACAAUCUAUGGAUCAGAAACAGUUCCUAGGUUUUACAUAUACAAAUCCUCAUAUAACAUUGGAUUAAGCAUGGCCCUGUACAAUGCCCAAUUAGAGAAUAACAACGAUAAACCUCGUCUUACUUUUCGAUAAAAUUUUUUCAAUGGAAAACAAAAAUUGUAUUUUAUAAAGAAUAUAAAGCCUUUUAGUAAAAGGUGACCUCC
This is a messenger RNA of Lucilia sericata (common green bottle fly), 4152 nucleotides long. It is a transcript of the gene Pkcdelta, whose product is annotated as putative protein kinase C delta type homolog. Gene Ontology annotation, biological process: peptidyl-serine phosphorylation; intracellular signal transduction. The record is from RefSeq and is a predicted model, not a curated record. NCBI's taxonomy places the organism in Eukaryota, Metazoa, Arthropoda, Insecta, Diptera, Calliphoridae. Gene Ontology annotation, molecular function: protein serine/threonine kinase activity; ATP binding.